CACGCAGUGCGCGCGUCCGUCAGCCAGUCCACGGCGCCGCGCGCGCACCGCGUGGGCCGCCGCCCUCGCGUCCGACCCCCACGCACACGCCCCGCGCGUCGACGAGGACGCCCUGCUCGCCCGCGACGGCGUCGCCCCCGGCUCCGGAGACGCCUGCGCGCCCGCGGAGGGCGCGAAGAGGAAGCCGUGCAAGGACUGCUCGUGCGGAUUGGCCGACGUGUACGACAAGGAGGAGGAGGAAAGGAAGAAGACCGUGGAUACGAAGGACGCCGCGAAGAGCUCGUGCGGCAACUGCUCGCUCGGCGACGCGUUCAGAUGCGCGGGCUGCCCAUAUCUCGGCUUGCCCCCGUUUAAACCUGGCGAAAAGGUCGCUGUUCCCACGUCAUUUAUGACUUCGGAUAUUUGA
Chondrus crispus (carragheen) is the source of this 406-nucleotide messenger RNA. RefSeq names its product Fe-S cluster assembly protein DRE2 homolog, anamorsin, cytokine-induced anti-apoptosis inhibitor like protein. NCBI's taxonomy places the organism in Eukaryota, Rhodophyta, Florideophyceae, Gigartinales, Gigartinaceae. The record is from RefSeq and is a predicted model, not a curated record. Gene Ontology annotation, cellular component: cytoplasm. Gene Ontology annotation, molecular function: iron-sulfur cluster binding. Gene Ontology annotation, biological process: iron-sulfur cluster assembly.